Molecule: messenger RNA, 7117 nt
Organism: Lagopus muta (rock ptarmigan)
Lineage: Eukaryota; Metazoa; Chordata; Aves; Galliformes; Phasianidae
Gene: FRS3
Product: fibroblast growth factor receptor substrate 3
Exons: 8
Coding region: 1513-3003 (496 amino acids)
Biological process (GO): cell surface receptor protein tyrosine kinase signaling pathway
Cellular component (GO): cytoplasm
Source: RefSeq, a predicted model, not a curated record
GCGGCCGGCGGACUCGCUGCUCCCGGCGGGCCCCGGCCCGGGCUGGGGGACGCGGCGCUGGCGGGUCCCGGUCCCCGACCCGGAGCUCGGAGCCCGCGGGCCGGGCAGGGGCCGGGCCCGGGUCCGGCGCGUAGCUCUGGGCCCGGGCCUCAGCUCCCGGACGGCGGAGCCGGGCAGCGCCUCAGGGAACUGAUGGGAUGGCAGCCCCCAGAAACCGGCCUGAGGAGUCGGCAGCAGAUCGGCGAUCGGUGCUGAAGGUCGGUGAGGAAUAAAACCACGCAGUGCCGGGAUGCAGAGCGGCAGAGAUGUGCUGGGUGACAGCAGCUGACAGCUCCAGCCUGCCCCACGCCAAGCCUUCCCCCACUAGAGGACUUUGCAAGAUGUGGAUGCAGCAGAGAGGUGUUGAAGGGCCGGAGCUCAGGCAGGGUGACGUGGAGCUGCAGGGAAGGUCAGUAGGUUGUGGCUUGAUGUGAGAACCAAACAGGGGAGCCUCUGCAGCUGCGCAGGGAUGUGGCCCCAGGAGUCACUGUUUGACUCAGAGGGACUGGUGAGGUGAAUUCCGGCGUGGCAGAGCAGGAGAUUUCCAACAGCCUUUUUGUUGUAUGUGCUGCUGUGGUGCCAGGCUGGGUACCUGUCAGGCCUUGGAUGCAGAGGCUGUCAGCUGUUCUUGCCAAAGCGUGACGUCUUCCCGUGUUCACCUGCUGCUGAACCCAGUGCUCCGGAGUGGGAGUGGGUCUGUUGGGAUUGAUUCAGAGUCGCCCUGAUUUCUCACUACUGGGUGUGUAACUCCUGCGUGCUCGGUGCUCGCACUCACUGACUGUAAGCAGGUGGCUGAAUUUUUGUGUUACUUGGCGUCUGUUAGUUUUCAAAGUCUGAAACAGAUCGGUGGUUGUGUUCAGUUGCUGAUAGGGCUGUGACUCUCAAGGACCUUCCAUCAAAUGAAGACACCUUCCCAUCCCUGAGCAGCAGAUGUCACAUGUCCUGAGUCUUCACUGCUCUCUGCCCUUCCAUCCGCUCCUGGAUAUGAUCCCAAAGCUGAGAAAUCAAUAUCUCUUAGUUUUAGGCUUUGUAGAUGUGUUUUUUUCCAAAGCUAUGUCUUUAAAAGCACUUGCUGGUCUCUGCCUUUUGGGAUGCACGUGCUUCUAUCUCCAGUGUCUGCUCUUUCAUCUCAGUGCUGUACAUUUGCUAGAAAAUGGGAAUAAAUGGCAAAGAGGGACGAUUUGCAGAGGCUUUACAAAGCGUGCGUCCGAACACCUGAUGUCUGCUUGAAGUGUGCUGUGCAUUUUAGGAGGGGAAUUAUGAUCUAUAUUCAUUGAGGAGCACAAAGUGUGCCUUCUUCCUUCCCGUGACGUGUGGAAGAUGGGGCCGUUUCCCUCGUGCUCUCGGUGGCUCUGACACCUGGUCACCGUGAAGUUCCAGAGCAGACAGACAGGCAGUGGCAGUGGGAUUUUCUCACCUUCAGAAAACCCAAACAACCAGUUGCCUAAUGGGAUUACCUCUCCUGCUGGCGUCAUGGGGAGCUGCUGCAGUUGUCUGUGUGGAGACAACAUCCCAGACAACCACCCCACCAAAUUUAAGGUAACGAACGUGGACGAUGAAGGAAACGAGCUGGGAGCUGGGCUGAUGGAGCUGACGCAGACGGAGCUCAUCUUGCACACUCACAAGAGAGAUGCAGUCAGGUGGCCCUACCUCUGCCUGCGCCGCUACGGCUACGACUCCAACCUCUUCUCCUUCGAGAGCGGCCGUCGCUGCCACACGGGGCAGGGGAUUUUUGCCUUCAAAUGUUCCAGAGCGGAGGAGAUCUUCAAUCUGCUCCAGGACCUGAUGCAGUGUAACAGCAUCAACGUUGUGGAGGAGCCUGUUGUCAUCACCAGGAACAGUCACCCUACAGAGAGGGAGCACUCCCGCACCCCCCAGGCCCCCACCAGUCUGGGGUACAGCGUCCCAGGAUUUGCCAAUGGAUUCCACAGUUUCCCUGGAGAAAGCCUGUCAUACCUGGCAGCCCGCCACCCCUCCAUGAGCAGCCUGAGGCAUUCCUCUGUGGGUGAAGACUCCACUCAUGCCCUCAUUGGGCCUGACGAUCAGUCCCACACCUACGUGAACACAGCCAGUGGUGAUCAGGAGCUGAGGGGCCAACAUUGUAUGCACUCCUUGCCUGAAGUCCACCCUCCUUUCCCCCAUAGGAAACGCAGCUGCUCCCUCGAAGACCGCAAUCCCCAGGUCUUCCUGCAGCCCGGGGAGGUGAAGUUUGUGUUGGGUCCCGCGCCCAACUACAGGCGCAUCAGUCGGCACCACCGGGAGUGCAGGACGCACUUCUGUGCUCCCAGCAACAACAACGAGCGCGAGGAUGAGUGCCCUGCGCCCCAGUGCGUCUACGAGAAUCUCAAUGGCUUGCUGCCCCCCGGCACCUCGUCCCUCUGCCGGGCCGGGCGCGUGAAGGUCCCCCACGAGGACAAGGGCUCGUCCGGCUGCUCCCAUCGGAGGGCUGCAUUGCUGCACUACGAGAACUUGCCGGCGCUGCCCCCGGUGUGGGAGUGCCAGCCGCUCCGCCGGGGCGAGGAGGACGCUGGGGACGCCCUGACGCCUUCUCCCGACGGCUGUCCCGAGGCUGGAGAAGAGGAUCCGCUGCAGAACUACGUGAACUCAGAGAGCACCGCGCUGCACGGGGGCAGCAGCCUGCGGCGCGGCGCCUUCCUGCCCAAACCCCAGCGCGGCUGCGUGCCCAGCGUCUUCAGCUUUGACUUCCCCCGGCCCCGGCUGGAGCAGCCGCGGCAGCUCAACUACAUCCAGGUGGAGCUGGAGGCUGAGCCUCACAAGGGCCGGCCCAACGCCCCGGCCUCCCUUGCCCGCCCGGCCGCCUCCCACGAAGCGCCCCGGACGGAUUCCUACGCGGUGAUUGACCUCAAAAAGACAGCAGCCAUGUCCAAUCUGCAGCGGGCCCGGCCCAGGGACGAUGGGACCUCACGGAAAACUCGACACAACAGCACCGACCUGCCUCUGUAAGGGCACCCGGUGCGAGCACUGCGCUGUGCUUUGGUACCCACCCUUCAGCGUGUUGCCCGGUGUGGCUUCCAUCCACCAUUGCCUUCUGCUUCCCCAUUUGCCCCAUUGCCUGGUGUUAUGGGAUGGCUCCUACAGCUGGUGUUCACGCUGCUCUAUCUGUCUGUCCUGCCCUCUCCAUCCUCUGUGCAGUUUGUUUUAUAAAGCCUUAUGGGGUGUUUAAAGACACCAUCUGGAAGUUCCACUGUCUUUCUGGCAAGGGGGGCAGAGGGUGCCCACGGUAGCGCUGGCACUGCAUGGAUACCACCUCCAACAGGGCUGGCCCUCCUGGAUUCCUGCUGCUCCAUGAGCAGUGCUGGCAGCCUGGGAUCUUCUCUGGGGAGACCUGACUGCAUCUCACUGCCCCAGAGUCAGUUUUUGCCUUGUGAUUUCUCUGGUCCCUCAUGACAUGGGAGCUCAUGCUGCAGUCUUUCCCUCCUCAAUUUGCUCCUUUCUUCUUCUGCACUAUUUUUUUGAAGCUUGUAGAAGCUUCCCAUACUUCUGUCCCUUUCUUAGAUUCGAUUUAGAUUGGGCAGCUCUAGAAACUAAUAGAAGAGGACAGACAGCCAUGGACACAAACACUGUGAUCACAGAAACCUCAUAUCCCGAAGAUACUUUGCUUAUAAAGAGGAGGGGCAGACUGCAAGUGUGAGGGGCUGUAGGUUGGGUAUAGAAGCCUUCAAUUGUACUGUACCCAGUUUUGAUUUCUGGGAGGGGGCUGUUCAGAAACACUGUUGAUUUGUUUACUGGUUUAUUUAUUAAAUGUUCUUUUUGCAUCCCGGUGGAGAUGGCCAAAAGUGGUGCCAGCGCGACACGUGUGCUCAUGUGCCCUCUGUCUGAGCAGAGCUGCUGGCGUUGUAGGGCUGCCGUCAGUGAAAAGAGCAGCUGUGAUUCAGUGUUUUUUAACUGGGAUUCGCUGUUGCAGAGAGGGUGGGUGGGUGUGAGGUGGCCGGGCUUGGAGCGCUAUCAAAGUGGUUGCCUGCACCCACGUUCCUGGCCAGGUCCAUGAGAAAUAUUUGAUCCUGUUUAGAGCGAAUGUGUCAUUUGUUUCCUACAGCUACAGACUUGGGAAGGGCUAAAUUUCCGUAAAUGUGUGGCCUUUGAUGUGGAGUUUUCUGUUGACGCUGAAGCUGAGCUGUCAGGCCUCCACGUGAGGCCCUGUGUCGGCUCUCUGCUGGUGCAGGGCAUGCCUCCACACCCCUCUGCGUGGUGACAUGCUGCAGCUUCACCCGCAUUACUUUUUGCCUCCUUGGGCUGUAUCUGUGAGACAGAAGUGCUCCGGAGUCGCUUUGGAGUCCCACCUUUCUGCUUUCUGUUCUUCUCCCUGGGAUGUGAGCGGAGAGGCCCAGCACCCAGCAGGUUGUCCCACUGCCCAUCUCAGCUGUGCCCUCCUCCUUCCAGCAUGGAGGUCGGUGAGCAGCUGCUGUGAAGGAGGACAGCACGCAGUCAUCGCCUGCUUUGGAGCUGCACAGACCCCAUUUCCAUAGUUUUGAUGCUUUUCUAAGUGCUGCCCUGAUGUUGUACUGAAAGGUGGCACUUUUGUGAGGAAGGGCAGUGCCGCGCAGCUGGAAAAGCAACAGAAGUGUGCACAGAGCCAUACCUGUGUCUGCAGAUCCUCAACUUGCUGUUUGUUGCACUAUGAAUCCAAAGUGCCCCAUAUGCUUAAAUUCAGUGACUGUUCCCUUUUUGGGGAAGUUCUUCUUGUCCAUUCUUUACUCUGUGCCAACUUUUACGUGAUUUGUAACAGAAAGGAAACCCAAGGGAUAUGUUUUUGUAUUAUGCCAAAUGACUUUCUUUGAAGGAAAAUGGGCAUCCCCCUAAAAUCUCUAACUUUCAUUUGGAGAAGCGAGAGAAGAAAUUGUUUAUGUAUACAUUAAAAAAAAAAAGUGAACUGUAUAAAGCUUUAACAAAACUGUGUAAGUACAGAGCUCUUGCUCUGUAAGUUCAUCCCCUGCCGUGGCUCCAGCAGCACCAGGAGGAGCCGGGUUCCAGUAGGAACCUGCAUUUGCAGCAUCACAGCCCAGUGAGAAAUGCUAUGCCAAGUGCUCCUACCAGACAAGUGACAAAGGAUGAACAUUUUAGACUUCUGUGGAGCAAGAUGACAGGCUGUGGAUUGGUGCAAUAAGGGGUGUGCUGCUGGGCUCUGAGACACGUGUGCUCCAAAAUACGGCUCACGGCUGCUCUGGGCCUUCCUUUCCUCCCCCAGCAACUUUGGAGCCCCCAAACCUUGCUGGGAUAUCAAAAGCAGGAGAGGUGAGGAGGGCACGCACACAGGGGCUGCAUUACAGCAUUCCCUGCAUUGCUGUGCCUGUCCAAAGGAGAAAAAUAACUCCCUUGUCUCGUUUUUAAGGAAGAGCUGACGUCUGCUGCUGCUGCACUUGCUGCUCUGAGAGCAUCCAGCCUUGCUGCUCUGUGCCCCUCAGCAUGCAGCCCUGACCAGGAGCUGGGAGCUGCAGGCUCACAAAUGAUUUUCUCUGUUUUUCUUGCUUUUGUGAGAAACUUCACAACGUCCUCUUUAAAUAACCGGGACUCUCUCUUACCUUCUUAACCUCCUGUUUUGCAAAGUGCAGGAACAGACCCGAGCAGUUUGAACACGGCUCCGGCAAUGUCCCUGUCUGGGCUCUCGCCCCAACGUUUCCACCGGCUCUCCAGUGUCGCAGCUUCCUCUAGUGGUCAGAGCUGCAGCAGCUGCAGGAGGAGAAACCAGCGGGAGGUUGAGGUGCGGGUUGGUUCUGUCUCGUUCCUUCCGUCCUGGGAUGUGCGUGGUGGGCAGCGCAGAGCCCUCCUCAGAACCCUGCGGGCUCCUUCCUUCUCACUCGUUUCUUUCGGUUAAAAAUCACCUGUAUGAAUUAUGUUGUACCUGUGCAGCACUUUACAGAGGUGGGUCUGGCAGAUCUUGCUUUGAGCCUUAUAUGCAAGUUUGCUGGGCUUUCUCAAUGAGCGCACACUGAUAGGUGUGUGAGUGCCUGCUGGAUGGGAAACUUCACCCGGGGCAGCUGAUGAGCAUCCCGUGGUCCAGCCGUGCUGCAAGGACGGCCUCCCCAGGGCAGCAUGCCUAGAAUCGGUGCUUGCGUCCAUAAACACUUCUGUGGUUUAGAGAUUGAGGGAUUCACCCAGGGCUGAGUGGUUCCCGUUUGAGUUUUGAGUGAACCGAGCAGAUUUCUCCCCUGAUAUUUCUUCCCUGGGGACUGCGUACCCCAGAUCUUCUGCCCAUCCCUCUCCCCAGACUCGGUUGGUAGGAACAGCUUCUCGUGGCUCUCAGCUGUCUUUUAUCAUGGGAGGGUUUAUCUUUUUUUUUUUUUAAUUCUAACCCAUUUAACGUGCCUGCUUUUCCCCCUAGGGAAGGCGCUUGGUUAUUUGUGAGCUGUUUUUGCCUUACAGAGAGAGUGUGGCAAAGGAGAGGCUGAGGAUUAAAAGAUCAAUAUUUUUGCAAAGAGCUUUGAAUGUCCCAGAUGUUACCGAAGCACUAUGUGUUGUUUUUCUUACCCAAGCCAUGCUGGUUGCUGUGAGGAAGCCCAAACCCAGCUUCAGCUCCUGCUGUCCGUGUUUCUGGUUGCAUCCUUCCGAGCCCUAGAGCCCCAUCCCAGCAGUGUUCCCAGCUCUGGUUCUGCUCUGUGCCUAUGGGUGCUGGGUGUCCUUUCUCUGUGCCUCAGUGUCACUGUGGCAAAAUGGGGGAAGAGGCACCAAAGCAUUGGUGCGAUGCUCUUGAGAUACGAGUGGGAGCUCUCUGUCAGGGCUCAGCACCACUUCUGUACGUUCUCAGCUGUUUGCUCUCAAAGUCGUUCUUCUGUCCCUCCGUGUUGUGCUGCUUAGCCCUUCUCGGGUUGUAUCUCGACUGUGAAGCGUCAUUAACGAGCGGUUGUUAAUGAAUGCAUUGCCUCAUAUAGAAUUGUAAAAUGGCUUGGGCUGGAAGGGACCCCGUGGGUCAUCGGGUUCCAACCCUGAGGCCCAAACUCAGCUUGGGGGGCUGAAGCUUGACUUCCCCCGCAGCCUGGCUCCUCCUGAAGCGCCGUGCUCAGGCAGCAGAACAGGUUUAGGUUCCCGUUCCCAAACAGGACCAAAGGUGAAUACAUUAGGG